Messenger RNA from Phasianus colchicus (ring-necked pheasant), 1840 nucleotides. NCBI's taxonomy places the organism in Eukaryota, Metazoa, Chordata, Aves, Galliformes, Phasianidae. The record is from RefSeq and is a predicted model, not a curated record.
GGCUAGAACCCCCAGAUGCACUGAAUGAGGGCAGGGUCAGCAUCCCCAUGGAUGGGAUGCAGUGCCAGCACUGCUGAUGGGAAGGAGGGGAAGCUGGGGGGGGGGGGGGUGGGGAACAGACAGGGCCCCCCCACGCCUCAUCCCAGCUGCUGUCCCUGUCCCGGCGGGCAGCCAGGGUAUAGCGUUACCUCUGACCUUGCUCAGGGGGGGCACCGCCACGCCAACCCCCCCCAGCUCCACCAUGGAGGAGAAAUCAGCCAAAAUCCCGGGUAUGGGACAAAGGUGGGGGGCGGGAAGAAGAAUAGAAGGGAGGGGAGGGGUUGUGUUUGUAUAAGGGGGGGGGAAUGGGGGGGUGACCCGCAGCUCCGGGGACACUGACCGUAGUGGGGACAGAGGGCAGAGCCAUGGCGGCGGUGGCAUCGGGACAGCUGACUCAGAACCCCCUGCAAAAAGUAUGGGUUCCCCUUAGCCUGCAUCGUCUGCGGAGGAGAGGAUCAACUGUACCUCAAUUCACCAACUGCCCCACCAUGGUGAUCCUGGUGGGGCUGCCAGCCCGUGGCAAAACCUACAUCUCCCGCAAGCUCACCCGGUACCUCAACUGGAUUGGCAUGCCAACACGGGUGUUCAAUGUGGGGCAAUACCGCCGUGAAGCAGUGCAGAGCUAUAAGAACUACGAGUUCUUCCGCCACGAUAACGAGGAGGCCAUGCAGAUCCGCAGGCAGUGUGCGCUGGCUGCACUGCAGGACGUCCGCACCUAUCUGAGCUCUGAAGAGGGGCAGGUGGCGGUGUUUGAUGCCACCAACACGACGAGGGAGCGCCGAGCCCUCAUCAUGCAGUUUGCAAGGGAGAAUGGCUACAAGGUCCUGUUUGUCGAGUCCAUCUGUGAUGACCCUGCCAUCAUCGAGGAGAACAUCAAGCAAGUGAAACUGAGCAGCCCUGACUACAAGGGCUGCACCCCGGAGGAAGCAGUGGCCGAUUUCCUGCAGCGCAUCGAAUGCUACAAAGCCACCUACGAGCCCUUGGACGAACAGCUGGACAGCGGGCUGUCUUACAUCAAGAUCUUCGACGUGGGGGUCCGGUACCUGGCCAACCGGGUGCAGGGCCACGUGCAGAGCAGGACGGUGUACUACCUGAUGAACACUCACGUCACACCACGUGCCAUCUACCUGAGUCGCCACGGGGAGAGCCAGCUCAACCUGAAGGGACGCAUCGGGGGGGACGCAGGGCUGUCCCCCCGUGGGCGCCAGUACGCCCAGGCCUUGGCCGAAUUCAUCCGGAGCCAAAGCAUCCGUGAGCUGAAGGUGUGGACCAGCCACAUGAAGCGCACCAUCGAGACGGCCGAGGCGCUGGGCGUGCCCUACGAGCAGUGGAAGGCGCUCAAUGAGAUCGAUGCGGGUGUCUGUGAGGAGAUGACCUACGAGGAGAUCCAGGAGCGUUACCCCGAGGAGUUCGCCCUGCGUGACCAGGACAAGUACCGCUACCGCUACCCCAAGGGCGAGUCCUACGAGGACCUGGUGCAGCGUUUGGAGCCUGUCAUCAUGGAGCUGGAGCGGCAGGAGAACGUCUUGGUCAUCUGUCACCAGGCCGUCAUGCGCUGCCUGCUGGCUUAUUUCCUGGACAAGAGCUCUGAGGAGCUGCCCUACCUCCGGUGCCCCCUGCACACAGUGCUCAAGCUGACCCCCGUGGCUUACGGGUGUGAAGUGGAGUCCAUCUUCCUCAACGUGGAGGCAGUGAACACCCAUCGCGAGCGGCCCCAGAACGUCGACGUCAGCCGCCCCACGGCCGAAGCUUUGGUCACCGUUCCUAAGCACUACUGAGCCCCUUCCCCCAACCUCCCCCC